CUAGCUAGCUAUAGCUAGCAGGUAUUAUACAUUUAGCAUUUAUAUACAGCUCGUAUUGACCAAAUUUUUUUUUAAAAAAGGUUUAUAUAUAAAGAAUCAGAUAAAUAGCUAGCUAGCUGUUAACUUCAUUUUGAAUGAGAAGUUUAGCUACCUAGCUAGGUAGCGAUAGUCAGCCAUAUAUAUGGUUAAAUAGUUUCAAUAUUUUUUACACAUUUUUAUAUAGACGAAUUUCCGUGUGACGUCACAUAACCAGUUCCCAAGCCUCUGCGCAAAUCGACAGGCAAAAUGGCAGGCAAGAUAGUAAACAAAUAGGGUAAUUGCUUAUUAAACGAUCGUUUUAAAUCGCUUAAAAAGUAAACAAACCUUUCGAUCGAAACUUGCACUACCAUUAUGAACUCCGUUACUAAGAUUUUAAUGAUAUUCUCUAUCGCGGGCUUUUAUUCUCGACCAUUACUUCGGCUUUACAAGCCUACACACCAGGAGUACGCGAGUAAGCAAGUCCUGCAUUGUGUUCGACUAAAUAGCUGCGUUUAAACUGCGACGUUUUUAUAUCCUUGCCUUGGAAAUUUUUGUGGGUAAUUGAUACAGCCCAAAAUAUGUACGCGAGGUAUAAACACAGACCAAGAGUUGUACAGAGUAUAAUGCGACAAAACGAAAGCGGCCGCCUCGUGGUCUUCACUUCCAAUAUGUCGACCGAAUACUUCUCGAAAUUAGUAAGUGAAGAUAAACAGCAUUAUUCAAAAAAACUCACGCUUGCCAACGGAACACUCCUACGCGACCCUUUUUCACUGAAGGGAGAAGAUUGGAGCGACGAUGUAUCAUUGCUACCCGAUGUUACGCAUAUGGAUUUGUAUGUCUAUCUCAUCCAUACACCCAGUGAAUUUACAAAUGAAUCUUUGAAAGCUUAUAAAUCCUUAGAAGCUUACAACUUUUAUCUUUCUGGGCAUGUUCAAGAUGUUUAUUGCCACCUCUUGAAAGACGUUGAAUUUUGCUACAUUAAAUCCUUCGUACUACCUAGUCAGAGAUAAGGACAAAAGCAAAAACUAUAUGAUGUAUGGAUCAUUUUACACACAAGUGGAUGGGUACUUUCAGCAAAUUGUACCUGCGUUGCUGGCCUUGGCUCGGCAUGCAGUCAUGUUGCUGCCCUUUUGUUCAAACUGGUUGCUUGUGCUACAUUGGAGUUAAACAAAAAAGCUUGCACAAGCAAAUUAUGCUCAUGGAAAAAAUCUAGAAAAAGAGCACACCCUGCACCUCUGAAGCACAUAAACUUCAAAAGACCAAAAAAAAGCGAAGUCCUGCCUACUAUAGACGAACCUUUUGAAGGUGAAUUAAAAGGAUUCACAUCAAUGGAUCCCUUGAAAUUCGUAACAGAAGAGGAAAAACAACAGUGGAUUUCACUCAGUCAAAUUGCUCCAGAUGCAGUUGUACUUAAAAAUAUAAGUCUGGAUUUAGGUGAAACAACACACCAUGAUGAUAGCGAAACAGAAACUGCGGAUGAAAAUGAAAAAAACAUUCUUCCUGAACCAUUGACAUACAUAUACGACUCCGCUGCCAUAAAUAAAAAUGAAAUAGAAAUAAAUAACAUUGCUCAAAAAAAUUACAAUCAAUACAAAUCCUCGUGCUUUGAUAUACAGUUUGAAAACUUGAAAAAAUUCACAGAAGCUCAAAGCCUUAGCGACAAAUGGAUGCUACAUCGAGCUGGGCGAAUAACAGCUUCAGUUUCAAAACUUGCCUUCACUUCAGAUUUGAAAAAAACAAAAACGUUAAUUGAGACCAUCAUGCAAUAUAAAGAGCCUGUUGACGUUGUUGCAGCAAGAUAUGGGAAAAGAAUGGAGAAUAGAGCUCGUUCAGUAUAUGAACAGCAUGUCAAACAACACCAUGUUGAUCUCCAAGUUGUCACAACUGGACUUCAUAUUGAUCCAAACUUUCCAUAUCUUGCAGCAAGCCCUGAUGGAUUAGUGAAGUGCAAAUGUCAUGGUCAGAGUUUAGUUGAGAUCAAAUGCCCAUUUAAAUAUAAAAAAAGUUUGAAGCUAUGGAGAAACGAUAAAAAUUGUCCCAUUGAUAAAGCUGGGAAAUUCAAAAAAAAUCAUGCAUCCAAGUACAACAUCAAAUGUUAG
Messenger RNA from Hydractinia symbiolongicarpus, 2117 nucleotides. RefSeq lists its product as uncharacterized. Lineage: Eukaryota; Metazoa; Cnidaria; Hydrozoa; Anthoathecata; Hydractiniidae. Bases 1347 to 2117 code for a protein of 256 amino acids. The transcript has 2 exons. The record is from RefSeq and is a predicted model, not a curated record.